This is a messenger RNA of Chrysochloris asiatica (Cape golden mole), 1872 nucleotides long. It is a transcript of the gene GALNT8, whose product is annotated as UDP-N-acetyl-alpha-D-galactosamine:polypeptide N-acetylgalactosaminyltransferase 8 (GalNAc-T8). The transcript is spliced from 11 exons. Gene Ontology annotation, cellular component: Golgi apparatus. NCBI's taxonomy places the organism in Eukaryota, Metazoa, Chordata, Mammalia, Afrosoricida, Chrysochloridae. The record is from RefSeq and is a predicted model, not a curated record. Bases 1 to 1872 code for a protein of 623 amino acids.
AUGAUUCUUGGGAGAAAUUUGCCCAAAGUCCUCUGCAUUGGGCUGAUUCUAAUCACUGCUGUCAAUAUCCUUCUGGUAUUUUACACCAAGGGAACCAUACAGACCUUGAUUCUGGGUGCGCUCCACAAAGACCUUCCUUUGCAUUUGGCUGAGUGGGAUGGGACAGUGAUAAAGAGACUCUCUCACUUGGAGGUGGAUUUUCAGCAUCUGAAAGACGAUAUGAAAUUGGCUAUGAAGCAACAAGAAAAUGUAAACAACACACUAAAACAAGCAGUGGAAGCAAUGGCCAGUGACACCAGGCACAGAUUCCACAAGAAACUCUUCCCAAACUCACAGCUCUUCAAGCAGUGGGGUGAAGGUCUUUCUGAGGCCCAGCAGAAAAUGGCUCAGGAACUCUUCCAGAAGUUUGGUUACAACGUUUACCUCAGUAACCAGUUGCCCCUCAAUCGAACCAUUCCAGACACACGGGAUUCCAGGUGUCUUCAGAAGAUAUAUCCUUCACAACUCCCAUCUCUCAGCGUCAUUCUCAUAUUCAUGAAUGAAGCGCUGUCAGUUAUACAACGGGCUAUCAUCAGUAUCAUCAACCGGACUCCCUCCCAAGUGCUGAAGGAGAUCAUCUUGGUGGAUGAUUGUAGCUCAAAUGGAGAACUACAGGCACCCUUAAAUGAGAAGAUUAAGUUUUACAAUCAAAAGUAUCCAGGACUGCUGAAAAUAGUACGACAUACUGAGAGAAAAGGUCUUGCUCAGUCACGCAACACUGGCUGGGAAGCUGCCACAGCUGAUGUAGUCGCCAUCUUGGAUGCUCAUAUUGAAGUCAACAUUGGAUGGGCAGAGCCUAUCUUGGCUCGGAUUCAGGAAGACCGCACCGUGAUUGUGUCUCCAGUGUUUGACAAAAUACAUUUUGACACCUUCGAACUGAAAAAAUAUGGAUUGUCAGCUGAUGGGUUUAACUGGGAGCUAUGGUGCCGCUAUGAUAGUCUGCCACAAUCCUGGAUUGAUCAGCAAGAUGCCACUGCACCACUAAAAAGCCCUUCCAUCAUGGGUAUCCUGGCUGCCAACAGGCUCUUCUUGGGAGAGAUUGGGGUCCUGGAUGGUGGAAUGCUGGUCUACGGUGGUGAGAACGUGGAAUUAAGCCUGAGGGUGUGGCAGUGUGGAGGGAAGAUCGAGGUCUUACCCUGUUCUCGGAUUGCUCACCUAGAGAGACACCACAAGCCCUACGCCUUGGAUCUGAGCAUUGCUUUGAAGCGCAAUGCUUUGCGAGUGGCCGAAAUCUGGAUGGAUGAAUAUAAACACAUGGUCUACUUGGCCUGGAAUGUGCCUCUUGAGAACUCUGGAAUUGAUUUUGGAGACAUUUCUUCCAGAAAGGCACUCCGGGAGAAACUAAAAUGUAAAACUUUUGACUGGUACCUGAAAAAUGUUUAUCCACUCCUGAAGCCAAUCAGUAGUAUUGUGGGCUACGGAAGAAUGAGAAACGCUUUGGAUGAAAGUAUCUGCCUCGAUCAAGGGGCAGUACCAGGCAAUACCCCUAUCAUGUAUUACUGCCAUACAUUCAGCCCACAGAAUGUCUACUACCACCAAACGGGGGAAUUCUACGUGGGAGCACUGAUUGCAGAAAAAAAUACUGAGGAUCGCUGUUUGACUGACCCUGGGAAAGGGGAGAAUCCCACCUUAGAACCAUGCUCCAAAGCAGCCUCAAAUGGACUGAACAUAUAUUGGGAUUUUAAACUGGGAGGAGCCGUCAUAAAUAGAGCCACCAAACGGUGUCUGGAGAUCAAGAAGGGCACUUCAGGUACCUAUGUGCUUGUGCUCCAGACCUGCACUGCACAGAUGUGGAAAAUACAGUAUGUCAUCAGAAAUUGGGGCACAAACUAA